Molecule: messenger RNA, 1494 nt
Organism: Blepharisma stoltei
Lineage: Eukaryota; Ciliophora; Heterotrichea; Heterotrichida; Blepharismidae
Source: the annotation of a GenBank genome assembly
AUGAUUAUUAACAACAAAUUUGUUACCCCAAAAGAAUUUCCAAAUAUUCCUUCAAUUCGUAAAGACUACCGAUAUUUCCACGUAAUGGACAACUUAUGGAAUCACAAAUAUUUUUCGUCCCCAAAAAUAUAGAAAUUGCCCGAGGAUGGCGCUAUAUUGCGCCAUCCUCGGGCAAUUGGAGACACGGCUCCACACGGGAAUUGUGUUCCAAGUGUGGAGCCAUUUUUCCACGUGGGAAAAUGUGGAUUCCACAAGUGGAAAAAUGGCUCCACACGUGGAAUACGGUUCCCGUGUGGAGCCAAUUUUCGCUUGCCCUAGGAUGGCGCCAUAUAGCGCCAUCCUAGGGCAAAUCCUAUAUCACAAUUUUAUCAUAAAAUCCAAGAAGAGUUUAAUUCAGGGCCAUACUCGCCUGAAAGAAUGGCAAAGCUGCAAGCUGAAUUAGAGUCUUUUGAAAGGAGCCAAAAGAUGAGUGUCCUGAAAAUGCCAUAGGAUGCUAAAUUCAUGCAUUUUUUUGCUGAUUAAAGGUGAAUUUUGUUUUUCAUGUCCAAAUUUUUUAUCUAUUUGUGUUUUUUCAUACUAAAAUUAGAAUUAUUAACAAUAAAUAAUACAUGGAUAUGGAAUUUUUAGGAUAGUCCCCAAAAGACAGUUGAACAGAAGCUUCAGUCAAGACAGAGGCUGAUGAAAAGAAAAGCAGAAAGAGAGCUUGUAAACGUAAUUUAGAUUCAAAUUCAUAGCAAACAAAAAUCAGAAGACCCUGAAUUAUUUGUGGAAUCUUUAGAUGGGAAAGAUUUAAAUAUGCCUAUAAGAAAAAGACUAAAUUCACAAGAAUCACAUAGACCAAGAGUCCCUGUUAAUGAGUGGGAAAGAGUUGGACAUUUGUCACCGGCGAAAUUAAAAUCAGCUUACCCUAAUAAAUUAUUGGAAAAAGAUAGCCAAGGCUUUGAAAAUAUUUUAAAUAAAACUGAAGAACUGCAAAAGCUGGAAGAUUAUUUCGAAGAACAAAAACAACAAAAAAGGCAGAAACUGAGAAAUAAGCUGGCACAGUGACAUAAUGACAGCUUAAAUUUGGAAAGAAAAUCUGGAAUUGUCAAAUACAGGCUUAAUGAAAUCCCAGAAAGCACUGUUGAAGAUUUUAACACAAGCUUAACUUCGAAAAAACCAUAUACAGCAUCUAAAAGGCUAGAAGAGUUAAGCAGACCUCGUAUAAAAAAACUAGAAAAACUAUUAGAGCACCACGAUUUUCGAGGUCUAUUGAAAGUCGAUUUUCCUAAUGCUCUGUCAAAAAUUAAUUCCUCCUUUGGUUCUGCUGAUGUUUCACUUAUUUCCUCAAGCUACAAAACCAAAAGAUCUUCAUCUAUCUCAGUUGAUGAAUCCAAAACAACUUUAUAUGAGAUUUCAGAUUUUGAGAAAAAAAAUCUUCAAAAAGCAAAUUUAGAUAGUCCAUUAGAAAUUACCGUGAUCCCUUAUUCUCGAAAUGACCCGAAGUCACCAUAA